Molecule: messenger RNA, 951 nt
Organism: Parascedosporium putredinis
Lineage: Eukaryota; Fungi; Ascomycota; Sordariomycetes; Microascales; Microascaceae
Source: the annotation of a GenBank genome assembly
AUGCCUCCCAGAAUACCCGGACUGACAGGUGUGGGCACAUUUGCCUUGUGCCUGCGACCAGCUAUCAAACCGGCUGCCACGCCUCUACUCCCCAUCGUGCAAUCGGCCACCCUCACGAAAUGGGAGAAGAAGCGGCUCGCCAAGCGUGACCCUUACCGAUGGGCCCAGAUCCAGCAGCGAAAGAACGCCAAUCUCGAACGACAGGAGGAGCUCCAAAAGGAGCGAAACGAGAAAUGGGGCUCGCCCAUCCUAGGCGUCCCCACCCCUUUCAACGAGUCCUUCGAUUCGGCCGGCCAGGAGCCGUUCUACCAACCUCCCAAGGACAAGGCCGGAAACCCCUUGGGGGAGCCUCACCCGCUGCCCACCUCUACACACCUUGUCAGCCACCUCCUCACCCGCGAGGAGCUCGAGCACGCCAUCCAGCACGCCUACACUUUGACCAAGCCCGUCGCCGGGAGCGAAGGUCUUGACGCAGCGGCCGAGGAGGAGGCACAGAAGAAGCACGAGCAGAACCACGCGCGCGCUGCUGAGGCCAUCAGGCGCAUCGUCAGUCUUGAUAACGCUAGCUCAAAGAUGCGUAAGCACACCAACAUCAGGCGAUGCGUUGAAGAGUUUGGUCGCCACAAUACAGACAAGCACCUCCAGCCUAAGCCUCAGUCCAUUCACAAGAACCCCGUCGAUAUGCCCGAGAGAUGCGGCCCCGACACCGGAAGCUCCGAGGUGCAGAUCGCCAUUCUCACCGUCAAGAUCCGAAAGUUAGCUCAAGAGCUCGAGAAGAACAGGGGUUAUAAGGAUAAGCACAACAAGCGAAACCUUCGGGUUCUCUGCCACCGUCGCCAGAAACUAUUGAGGUACAUGGAAAGGAAGGAGAGGGGGAGUGAAAGGUGGACAAAUAUGCUAGAGAAACUAGGCUUGUCGCCAGCAACCUGGAAGGAACAGAUCUCCUUCUGA